GAUGAGUGUAUGGCCUAAAAUAAUCAUAAAUAGCUUUCUAAUCUCAAAAUUGGUUUUUUAUAAAAUUAUUAUUGUCCAGGGGGAUAUAUUACAAAAAUUUAAAUAACUUAAUUAAUCUUCUGAUUAGAAAUUUUGGAUCAAAUGCAUCUCAUGACAAAAUCU
Messenger RNA from Paramecium octaurelia, 162 nucleotides. NCBI's taxonomy places the organism in Eukaryota, Ciliophora, Oligohymenophorea, Peniculida, Parameciidae. The record is from the annotation of a GenBank genome assembly.